Messenger RNA from Diabrotica virgifera virgifera (western corn rootworm), 1137 nucleotides. RefSeq lists its product as uncharacterized. The transcript is spliced from 5 exons. The record is from RefSeq and is a predicted model, not a curated record. Bases 269 to 778 code for a protein of 169 amino acids. Lineage: Eukaryota; Metazoa; Arthropoda; Insecta; Coleoptera; Chrysomelidae.
ACUUACAGCCGGUUUCCGAAACGUUAUUCAAAUCUUCGAUCAUCUAAUCGAGCUGUUAGAUUUGAUCAACUGUUAACCAGUGACGAGUUUCUCAAACGUCGAUCAUCUUAAAAUUAUAUGAUCGUAGAAAAUCGAUUAUCUGACAUACGAUUUGGUAUCGAUACUGUCACAAUCGGCUGUCAUCCUUCAAAAUUUCAUUUUAUAACCAAAAAAUUUCAAUCCAUAGUAAAUAACUACAUAAUUUAUAUAAUUAAAAAAUAUAUUAAAAAUGAGCAAUACAAACGGAAAUCCUCCACGCAAAAAUUAUACUGAGAGAGAGAGAGAGAAAUGUUUGCUGUUGGAAAUAAUUGGAAAAUACAAGCAUAUUAAAUUGAAAACAAAUAAUGUACCAAUGCUAUGUCCACCAACCAAAACAAUGAAACCUGGGAAAAAUAGCGCUGAAUUUCCCAGAACUCCCAAGCAGCUGAACACUGCAUAUAUAAACUUAAAAAGGGUCACUAGCCAAAAAGUAGCAGAGGAAAAUAUUCAAAAAUAUAAUGAGCAGAAGGUUUUGGACCAGUUGAAGAGAGACCAAACUGCGGACAAAAAAGACAUACUUGCAACAGGUGGUGGCACAUUUAGGCCUCGUCUCACAGAUGUAGGGGCACAAAUGUUGAGUUUGAUUGGCAAUCAAAUCCAACCUUUACCCAACAGUUGUGACAGUGCAUCUGGUUUCUUCACAUCUGUUGCACAAGACAGUCAAGUGGAAGUAGAUUACCUACAAUUGGAAGACACAUAGCAGACAUCCAAUGUACCCUCUACUUCCACUGUGCUGCUCAGUACACCCACGACAACUGCUGUCCUGCCCAAGAAGACAGCCAAGAUGUCUCAGGCUCGUUCAAAAAAUAAAAAAGUAAAAGAUGUAGGGAGCGAAACCCUUAAUGUAUCUUUUACAAAAAAAAUUGAAACAGCAAGACUAGAAAAAAGAAGUAAGAUAGUAUUUUUCAACAAGAAAAAAAGAAAUUUUAGAAGUAGAGCUUCAAAUAAAAAAAUUCGAUGUCAAUAAAUUAUUCGGUAAUAGUGGUUAGGUAUGUACCUAAUAAAGUAAUUUUAAAUAAAAAUUGUAAUUUCUUUAAAUAAUAAAAUUAAUAAAAAAUG